AUGUCUGGUAAAAGCUUGAAGGAUGGAAAACUGGGUCCCUGGGGACUUCUGAAGGAGGUCUUCAACUGGUAUCCGUCUGAUUACCCCGCAAGUGAAAGGAAACUGCUCUUCAAAUUGGAUUUGUCCAUUCUUGUGUUUGCAUGUCUCUGCUUUUUUGUCAAGUACUUGGACCAAACAAAUAUCAGCAAUGCAUACGUCAGUGGGCUCAAAGAGGACUUCCACCUCAAUGGAGAUCAGCUCAACUAUCUCAACGUUUGCUAUUAUACUGCAUAUGUUGUUUUCCAAGUUCCGACUCUACUGCUGAUUUCCCGGCCACAACUAGCCCGAUGGCUCCUUCCGACACUUGAGAUUCUUUGGGGAAUCUGUACCUUUGCCCAAAGCCGGGUCACCGACAUAAAUCAGCUGUACGCCCUUCGUUUCUUGGUUGGUAUAUUCGAAGCGCCCGUUUUCGCGGGAACACACUUCAUCCUCGGAUCUUGGUACUCGGGACCCGAGCUUUUCAAACGAGCCGGCACAUGGUUUCUUUGCAACGCACUCGGGACUAUGGUCAGUGGAUAUCUACAAGCAGCGGCCUAUACCAACCUGUCCGGCGUCGGCGGCAUGCCUGGGUGGAAAUGGUUGUUUAUCAUCGACGGAAUCUUCACCAUCCCCGUGGCACUGAUCGGAUUCUUUGUCUUCCCUGGAGUCCCGGACUCCCCGCGUGCCUUCUUUCUCACAGAAAGCGAUGUCGAUUUAGCCAAAGAACGGGUGCAGAGAGCCAACAUCCGCCGUCCUGGGAAGAUGUCCCUCGAUGUGUUCAAGCGCACACUCAAAAGAUGGCAUAUUUGGGUUUUUGUUUUAUCUUAUGCGUGCAUGAUUCUAUCGUCUUAUCCCACAGCAUAUAUGAACCUCUGGCUCGAGGCAGAAGGCUACUCUGUCACACAGAUCAACAAGUUACCGACGGUGACUUAUGCGAUUAACAUCGUUGCCUCUUGGCUGGGGACGACCCUGGCUGCUAUCUAUCCCUCCUGGCUCAUUUACAGCAUCGCGUCUCUCUGCUGUUUGUUUUCCACGCUGUGUAUGAUUAUCUGGAAUAUUCCCAAAGGAUUGAAGUUUGUCGCAUGGUACCUCUUUGGUACUGCUGGAUGCACAAGUCCCAUCCUAUACUCGACCGUCAAUACGAUCGUCAAAGACGAUUCAGAGGAGCGCGCGCUGAUCAUGGGCGCAAUGAUGACAUUUGGCUACUCGUUCGAAAUCUGGGUCCCUCUUCUACUCUUCCCAACCGCCGGGCCUGAUGGUGCGCCUCGAUGGCGAAAAGGCUGGCCUGCAGCAUUCGCUUUCUUCUUUUUACUGUGGGUUGGAUUUAUCUCGGCCAUUGUGAUACAUAGACGGUAA
Messenger RNA from Aspergillus heteromorphus CBS 117.55, 1374 nucleotides. Its product is annotated as MFS general substrate transporter. Bases 1 to 1374 code for a protein of 457 amino acids. The transcript has 9 exons. Gene Ontology annotation, molecular function: transmembrane transporter activity. Gene Ontology annotation, biological process: transmembrane transport. Gene Ontology annotation, cellular component: membrane. Lineage: Eukaryota; Fungi; Ascomycota; Eurotiomycetes; Eurotiales; Aspergillaceae. The record is from RefSeq and is a predicted model, not a curated record.